Messenger RNA from Helianthus annuus (common sunflower), 1793 nucleotides. RefSeq names its product UDP-glucose 6-dehydrogenase 3-like. Gene Ontology annotation, molecular function: UDP-glucose 6-dehydrogenase activity; NAD binding. The transcript has 2 exons. Bases 103 to 1545 code for a protein of 480 amino acids. The record is from RefSeq and is a predicted model, not a curated record. Gene Ontology annotation, biological process: glycosaminoglycan biosynthetic process. NCBI's taxonomy places the organism in Eukaryota, Viridiplantae, Streptophyta, Magnoliopsida, Asterales, Asteraceae. Gene Ontology annotation, cellular component: cytosol; nucleus.
UAUACCCACACCCGCUUUAUAUGUAUCAUAUGCUAAAAAUAACCGCUCUCACAUUCUCACACACACACUCAGACUCAGAUCUAACAACAGGAAUACAAGAAGAUGGUGAAGAUCUGCUGUAUUGGAGCUGGGUAUGUCGGUGGGCCCACCAUGGCUGUCAUAGCACUCAAGUGCCCCGAUGUCGAAGUGGCGGUGGUUGAUAUUUCCGUACCUCGCAUCACAGCCUGGAACAGCGACCAACUCCCUAUUUACGAACCAGGGCUUGACGAUGUCGUGAAGCAAUGUAGAGGCAAAAACCUCUUUUUCAGCACGGACGUAGAGAAACACGUAUGCGAGGCCGACAUAGUAUUUGUUUCCGUCAAUACCCCAACAAAGACACGCGGUCUCGGUGCUGGUAAAGCUGCUGAUCUCACAUACUGGGAAAGUGCUGCUCGCAUGAUUGCUGAUGUGUCAAAAUCAGACAAAAUUGUCGUUGAGAAAUCAACUGUCCCCGUCAAAACAGCCGAAGCUAUUGAAAAAAUCUUGAUGCAUAACAGCAAGGGUAUUAACUUCCAAAUUCUUUCAAACCCGGAGUUCCUUGCUGAGGGAACCGCAAUUCAAGAUCUUUUCAAACCCGACAGAGUCCUCAUUGGUGGUCGGGAAACCCCAGGAGGCCAGAAAGCAAUCAAAGCAUUGAAAGACGUGUACGCUCACUGGGUCCCGGAAGAAAAUAUCAUCACAACCAAUUUAUGGUCUGCAGAGUUGUCAAAACUUGCUGCAAAUGCCUUCUUGGCACAAAGAAUCUCGUCUGUGAACGCCAUGUCAGCUCUUUGUGAGGCGACUGGUGCAAAUGUUAGCCAGGUUUCUUAUGCAGUCGGAAAAGAUACAAGAAUCGGUGCGAAGUUCUUGAAUGCUAGUGUCGGCUUUGGCGGUUCUUGCUUUCAAAAAGACAUCUUGAACUUGGUGUACAUCUGUGAGUGCAACGGUCUCCCCGAAGUGGCGGAAUACUGGAAACAAGUCAUAAAGAUCAACGAUUACCAAAAGACCCGUUUUGUAAACCGGGUCGUCGCUUCUAUGUUCAACACAGUGUCAAACAAGAAGAUCGCCAUCCUUGGAUUCGCCUUCAAGAAGGACACUGGUGACACCCGUGAGACCCCGGCUAUUGACGUGUGCAAGGGAUUGCUCGGCGACAAGGCUCUUUUAAGCAUUUACGAUCCGCAAGUCACCGAGGAUCAAAUCCAAAGAGACCUUUCGAUGAAGAAGUUCGACUGGGACCAUCCUCUUCACCUCCAGCCGAUGAGCCCAACUACUGUUAAGCAAGUCGGUGUUGUUUGGGAUGCGUAUGCAGCCACCAAGGAUGCCCAUGGUGUGUGUAUCUUGACCGAGUGGGAUGAGUUUAAAACCCUAGAUUUCCAGAGGAUAUAUGACAACAUGCAGAAACCCGCUUUUGUGUUUGAUGGUCGGAAUGUUGUUGACAGUGACAAACUGAGAGAAAUUGGCUUCAUUGUUUACUCGAUUGGUAAGCCGCUGGAUGCGUGGCUCAAGGACAUGCCUGCUUUGGUUUAAAGAAAGUAUUCGAUUACGUUGUUUGGCUUGUGGUGGAACCUGAGAGCACUAGUCAGUUCAAAGUCUUCACUAUUUUUGGCUGGUCAGUUCUUUUAUUCUUAAAAUUGUUCUUUGUAGCGAAAAAACAAUCAUGUGGGUUUGCGAUAUAUGUUUACUAAGCUUUACAUUCCUUCUAUGUUGUACUUAUUGAUAUUGUUACAUUUUUCAACUUCACCGGAUUUUAUUUUGUUUUGGCUCGUUUUGUUCAA